CCGUCUUCCUUCAUCGAAAUAGUAGCAGCAGUACCUUCUGCUGUUUGACCGACGUAACAUACCAAGAAAAUUCACUCGUCAAAAUGUAUUCGAAAAGUAUUGGGGAACGUCAAGCCACUAAGGAACAUGUUUUAGCUAUUUCAAGAGAUUUUAUUUCACAGCCACGGCUUACAUACAAAACUGUGUCAGGUGUAAAUGGGCCAUUGGUAAUAUUGGAUGAAGUUAAAUUCCCAAAGUUUGCAGAAAUUGUUCAAUUGAAGCUUGCUGAUGGAUCCAUGAGAUCUGGUCAAGUAUUGGAAGUAUCUGGGUCUAAAGCUGUUGUUCAGGUAUUUGAGGGUACUUCUGGCAUUGAUGCAAAAAAUACUCAUUGUGAAUUUACUGGUGACACUCUUCGGACCCCUGUGUCCGAAGAUAUGCUGGGCCGUGUCUUUAAUGGAUCUGGAAAACCAAUUGACAAAGGCCCUCCUAUUCUUGCGGAAGAUUUCUUGGACAUUGAAGGUCAACCAAUUAAUCCAUGGUCACGUAUCUAUCCUAAAGAAAUGAUUCAAACUGGCAUCUCUGCUAUUGAUGUUAUGAAUUCUAUUGCUCGUGGACAGAAGAUCCCUAUUUUCUCUGCCGCAGGUUUACCACACAAUGAGAUUGCUGCACAAAUUUGUCGUCAAGCUGGUCUUGUAAAAUUACCUGGGAAGUCAGUUUUAGACUCUCAUGAAGACAACUUUGCUAUUGUAUUCGCUGCUAUGGGUGUGAACAUGGAAACUGCUCGUUUCUUCAAGCAAGAUUUCGAAGAGAAUGGUUCUAUGGAGAAUGUAUGCCUCUUCUUGAAUUUGGCUAAUGAUCCUACUAUUGAAAGAAUCAUUACUCCACGUCUGGCUCUGACUGCAGCUGAAUUUUUGGCUUAUCAAUGCGAAAAACAUGUUUUAGUCAUACUUACUGAUAUGUCCUCUUAUGCAGAGGCUCUACGAGAAGUAUCAGCUGCUCGUGAAGAAGUUCCAGGACGACGUGGUUUUCCCGGUUACAUGUAUACCGAUUUAGCAACUAUAUAUGAACGAGCUGGUAGAGUAGAAGGUCGUAAUGGUUCCAUCACUCAGAUUCCAAUUCUAACUAUGCCAAACGACGAUAUUACUCACCCUAUUCCUGAUUUAACUGGAUAUAUUACUGAGGGACAAAUAUAUGUUGAUCGUCAACUUCAUAAUAGACAAAUUUAUCCACCUGUUAAUGUACUUCCUUCAUUGUCUCGUCUUAUGAAAUCCGCUAUUGGUGAAGGGUGGACGCGAAAAGAUCAUUCUGACGUGUCUAAUCAAUUGUAUGCAUGUUACGCCAUUGGAAAAGAUGUACAAGCUAUGAAAGCUGUUGUUGGUGAAGAAGCUUUAACACCAGAUGAUUUACUAUAUUUAGAGUUCCUUUCAAAGUUCGAGAAGAACUUCAUUUCUCAGGGAAGUUACGAAAAUCGUACAGUCUUUGAAUCACUGGAUAUUGGUUGGCAAUUAUUACGUAUCUUCCCUAAGGAGAUGCUGAAACGAAUUCCUACUAACAUUCUCGCUGAAUUUUAUCCAAGAGACUCGCGUCAUUAAUUUCUCCAAUGAUUAAAUUUUUCCUCUUCUAAAUUCCAUAAAAAAAGUUGUAAAUGAAAAAGAUGGAAAAAGGUCUGACCUUUUUAUAAUUGAAUCGAAAAAGAAUUAAGUAUUUAUAAAAAUUUCGAAAAUACAUAUUGUUAAAAUUACAGUAUUUUUGUUAAUCAAACCUCAAAUAAAAUUGAAAUUAGUAUGUUUUGAUAAAUUAAAUGGCUGGACAAUAAUGGCAAAUAUGUAUUGGUGCAGAACUUAAAUCUAAAAGGUCAGAACCCCGUUGUACGAUUUAACGUUAACUCUAUAUCGUUGAAAUCAAAUUUUAACAAUGUAUUGUGUUUUGUGCGAAUAAUCACUUAUGAGAAGUGAUUGUGUAAAGUGUAAUAUAUUAUUCAGUAUUAACAUAGAAAAAGAAAUAUGAUUGUAUAACACUUUAUAUUUUUCGGUCCUACAUUCCAAUAUCAAGUUGUCAUCUGUAGAAAUGUUAUUACUCAAUUAAAAGAAAUAAAUAUUAAAUGUUAUUUAA
Molecule: messenger RNA, 2091 nt
Organism: Bombus huntii
Lineage: Eukaryota; Metazoa; Arthropoda; Insecta; Hymenoptera; Apidae
Gene: Vha55
Product: V-type proton ATPase subunit B
Exons: 4
Coding region: 84-1571 (495 amino acids)
Biological process (GO): ATP metabolic process; proton transmembrane transport
Cellular component (GO): proton-transporting V-type ATPase, V1 domain
Molecular function (GO): ATP binding; proton-transporting ATPase activity, rotational mechanism
Source: RefSeq, a predicted model, not a curated record